Messenger RNA from Racocetra persica, 2427 nucleotides. The record is from the annotation of a GenBank genome assembly. NCBI's taxonomy places the organism in Eukaryota, Fungi, Glomeromycota, Glomeromycetes, Diversisporales, Gigasporaceae.
CUUCACCUUAUACAAAUAAUCAAAAUUCUUCUUGGUCUUUGUCAAAAAUUGAGUUACCUAAAGUUUUAAAAAGUUAUGAUCAUGGAUACGGUAAUUUUUGGAUAGACCAAACCGUUCCUUCCAUAAAUGCCACUGUCGAUCCAUUAACGACCGCUUUAAGCAUUACCUUUUAUAAUCCUGUUGCUUUGUCAUAUGAUUCGUCAAACAGUUAUAUCACUAUCUACAAAACAUCUGAUUACGGAAUUAGACAAAAAGUCUCGCCAACAACGUAUAAAUUUUGUAAAAUCAGUCAAGAUGGAAAAACAAUUUCUAUAAAGAUUAUUAGUAGUACAUUUAAUCAGUACGGUGAAUAUUACGUGCAGAUGGAUAAUGAUUUUGUUAAAAGUAAAUAUUAUGGUGAGCCUCUAACAGGAAUUGCCGGUGGAAUUUGGAAUCUUAAUUCAACUUAUAAGUCGAAUUCUUCAGAUAUGUCUGCUGUUACUGGUUCAGUCAGUCUCACAAGUGACAGAGUAGAAUAUUUCUUAUCAUAUCCUAACCGUUCUGAAUAUUUUAAGAAUUUACUAGAUGAAAUUUCUGUUAAAUUACCAGUCCGACGUGAUCGUUUAAGUACAAAUGAAAAGUAUCAGUAUAUUAGUUAUGGCACAUCUAAUGUGCAAAUUAUUUUUUCUAUUCGUGUAAAUUCACGAAAUUCAAGUACCGAAAGUACUGCUCAGGAUGUGGUGUCAGGUUUAAAAACUAUGAUUGCAUAUAAGGAAGUCACAACUUUUUCCAAUAAUUUAACAAAUGAUUUGGAUGAUCAUUAUGGCUUUAUUGUGCAAAGGAAUUUGUGGGAAGAAUACGUAAAAUAUAUUGGUGCGUUAAUUCUGAUUCUCGGGGUAAUCGUAAUAUUAUACAUAAAGACUGAGCAGAAUGAACAGAGCAAAGAUGGUGAACAGAUUAGAAACAAAACUAAGAGUAACGGAAAGAAAAAUAUACUGAAAAUAAUAAUAGACUUCCUUUCAUGGGUACAUGCAAAACUCAAAGAUCUCUUUUUAAUUUGGGUUAAGAAAAAUGAUUCUGCCAAAGCAAGAGAAAUAGCUCAUAUAAUCUCAGCUGUCGGAUUUGGGCUUAAAAAGCUCUUCAAAAGGCUCAGAGAAGAAUUGCCUAUUUAUUCUUCAAAUAAAUCGAACGCGGGCAAUGAUCAAAUCAUAAAGAUAAUAGAUAACUUUGAUGCAACAACCUUGAAUAAACAUGUAACAAAAUUAAUAGAUACCUUUGAUGCAAUCUUGAAUGAACAUAUAACGAAAAUAAUAGAUAUUUCUGAAAAGACUUUCAUCAACAUAUUUUUGGAAAUUUCAGAACUAGUAAAAGAUGAAAGGAUACAAGAUGAUUUUUCUAAAAUCAAUAUAAAAAACAUAAUUAAUGAAAGGAUAGUUGAUAUUUUGACGAAAAUUUGUAAUAAAAAGCAAUUAAAAAGCUCCGGUGUUUCUAAAAAACAGAUUUUUGCUGUGGUGCAAGAAGAGAUAGAGAUAAUAUUACUAAAUGAACUUUUAUACAUAUGUUUCCAAAAAAAGAUAAAGGAAGAAAUUCAUAACCUCUCAGAUUAUAUUCCUCACAAAAUACUAAACCAAAUUUCUAACAAGAUUUUUAAUAGCUUUAAAACAAAAAUUUGUGACAACGUUAAAGAACUUUCUGAGAAAUUUUCCGAGGAAAAUCAAUUUAAUAUUACACAAUCUGAGAUGAUAACAGAGUCUUUUGAUGAGAUGUUUGACACAAUACAAAUUAUAAAUACGAUACAAACUAUAGCACAAUAUAUAUCUGACUCAAUACAAAAAAAAUCUCAUUUAAUAAUCUCAAAAAUUUCUACUAAAUUGAAAAAUAUGUUAUCAAAAAACACCAAUCAAAAUUUAUUAAAUGACUUAGAAAAGAAUGCUCUUUAUAUGACUUUGACCAAUGGAAAUGUCAAUGGAGAUACCAAUGAAGAUAUCAACAAAAAUACCAAUAAAGGUGCCAAUAACAAUGCCAAUGAAGAUAUUAAUAAAAAUGUCAAUGAAGAUGCCAAUGAUGAUAUCAAUGAAGAAGCCAAUGAAGACGCCAAUGAAAAUACUAAUAAUGCUAAUAAAGACAUUAAUAACAAUACCAAUAAAGAUGCCAAUGAAAAUGUCAAUAAAAAUAUCAACAAAAAUAUCAAUCAUGAUGUCAAUAAAGCUGGAAAGUCAAUAUUUUUUAUUUUUACAUUAGCUGACAGUGAGUCCCUGAUAAUUUUGGAUGACCUGACCGAAAGAUUUAUUAAAGAUGAUAAGAAACGUAAACUGGCUUUAAUUAGAGCAUUUGUAGAUAUUGUUAUUAAAACCAUUCCACUUAUUGUUCUUUUGGCUUAUUAUGCUUCAUCUAUAGUAAUUUAUGGUUUUAUACCACUUAUGGCACUGACAACAUCCUGCCUUAAAU